CGUUGAAGGAAAAACAAACUCUACCCGAAAAUGACUGGUCGCGGCAAAGGAGGAAAAGGACUCGGAAAGGGAGGCGCUAAGCGUCAUCGCAAGGUUCUUCGUGAUAACAUUCAGGGUAUCACCAAACCCGCCAUCCGUCGUCUGGCGCGCCGUGGAGGAGUGAAACGUAUCUCCGGUUUGAUCUACGAGGAAACCCGAGGUGUGCUGAAGGUUUUUCUAGAAAAUGUUAUCCGUGACGCUGUUACUUAUACCGAACACGCCAAGCGAAAGACCGUCACCGCCAUGGAUGUCGUGUAUGCACUGAAACGCCAAGGCCGCACUCUGUACGGUUUCGGAGGUUAAAUUGAUUCGACAAAAGAUACUCUCACAAACGGCCCUUUUAAGGGCCACCAAACGAAUAAAUGAAAGUUAGUUAUUUUCCUUAUUUCUACACUAGAAAUUUUUAACAAAGCUCUGAAGCAUCUUAAACAUUCAAUUUAUACAGGAAACAGACUUUAGUUUCAAAAAUC
Molecule: messenger RNA, 509 nt
Organism: Wyeomyia smithii (pitcher-plant mosquito)
Lineage: Eukaryota; Metazoa; Arthropoda; Insecta; Diptera; Culicidae
Product: histone H4
Exons: 1
Coding region: 31-342 (103 amino acids)
Biological process (GO): nucleosome assembly
Cellular component (GO): nucleosome
Molecular function (GO): protein heterodimerization activity; structural constituent of chromatin; DNA binding
Source: RefSeq, a predicted model, not a curated record